AUGUCGAGAUAUCAAGGAUGGAAGAACCUCGCAGUACUUCUGCAGUUAGCAGCACUUGCCCUUUUUCUCGAUCUACUCUCUGGCUGUCAUGGACACAAACCCCAGCUCCAUCAAAGUCUUACAGAGUUGAACAUAAACGAGGGAGAUGCUCUAGAAAUUACUUGCAAUAGCAGUGGUUUAAUUUCGUUUAAAUUCCCAGACAAAAAUGAAGACGAUAUAACAAGAUCCGACUAUUACAGUACUUAUAAUCAGGACGGAAAAAUCAUAUUUCGAAGGUCGUCAACUGUUUUUGGUGACACCGGCUGGUACAACUGCACGAAUACAAAAUAUGGGAUAUUCAGUACAGACUUUAAAGAUUCAAAUGGCCCUUGGAUGUACGUUUAUGUCAAAUCCAAUAAAAGUGCAUUUGUUCAAAGUACUGAAGAUACCUUAAAAAUCAAAGUACGUGUUGGUGAUCAGGCAAUUCUCCCAUGUCGUCCAACUUCUCCUGAACUCAAUGUGACGCUUAAAACUCUCGACGGUCAUGAGCCACAUCCGUUGGUCAGCAAAAGGAUAAGUUUCGAUCCAAAAUGGGGUUUUAUCGUCGAAAAAUCUGAAUUUACGGAUAGUGGAAACUACACUUGUCAAGUUAACCAAGAUGGUUUCAAUCAAAAAAUAGACGUUGACCUGUUGAUCAUGAAAAAAGAGCAAAAAAAACCAGUGAUUUCGAUAGAUGGCCUGAAACACAUCGUCGCAGGUUCGACAUUAAAUAUUAACUGCAAAGCUGAAAUCGAAAAGGAUAACUCUCUCAAGCUCUCGUGGGCAACUCCUCGUGAUUCGAAUUCCAGGGAAAUUUCCAAUUUUGUUGAUGAAAACCAAAGCUCUACUACUUUAGUCACGUCUAAACUUAUCCUGACCAAUGUCACUUACGAUGACGCGGGUUACUAUACAUGCAAAAUAAGUUCAUUGUUUAGUGAAGAUCAGAGUACUGAUAUUUAUAUAAAGAUACACGAUCCCACCAAUACAUACAUUAACUUGACGCAUUACAAAGCGAAACAGGACUUCAAUGUAGAAGAAGGCUCUUCAGUAACUUUCACAGCUAACAUUGAUGCAUAUCCGAUGCCAACUCUUCAAUGGCUACGUCCCAACAAUGAUGUCAUUAAAUCUGAAGGCAAUUUUAUUAUCUCCAAUACCACAUCGACGUGUAGUUUGAUAAUAAAGAAAGUUAAACGACUUGAUAGUGGUAUAUAUGCUCUUGGAGCAAGCUAUGGAGGCCAAAAUAAAUAUUUGAUCUUUCAUCUUAAAGUUCAUGCACGAUCGAAUUUACCAAGUACCUAUUUUCAUCCUGGCGAUGCACCUAUACCGUUUUAUACAAUUAACAAAAACGCAACGUUUACAUGUACAAGUACUAGUUAUCCUCAGCCUAAUAUAACGUGGACUUACAAACGAUGCCCAAAGUAUAAUUCAACUGAUGGCUGCGAGACAUCUGAGUUAAAGGCUGAAAAAGUAGAAUAUCAGUUUGGAAAUACAACGACCUCGAAAAUCACAGUUAAUAUUACUAUGUUUGGCCAAAUAAAGUGCACCGCCUGCGAUCUUCAUCGUUGUAACUCACGACAAAAGAAUAUUUUGAUCAUUGAUGUGGAGUCCAUGAAAGAUUCAUUCAAAGUUGACCAGCCGUAUAAAAAGAUAGCUGAAAGUGAUGAUGUUACUGCAACGUGUUCUGUAUUGAACUACAAGUACUCCAAUGUAAGAUGGCUAAGGAAAAAAGGUUUCCACAACAGAUUUGAACCAAUUGAUUUUACUUGGGAAAACACUACCUAUACUACUAAUGCUGUUCUCUCAUUGAAAAACGUGAAGAUAUCUGAUCAAGGGAACUACUAUUGUACAGCUUGGAAUAAUAAUUUUAAGAGAGAGUUCCGCAGAGUUGUAUCUCUCAGAGUUUAUGAGUUUAAAAUACCCAAAAUUGUUGAAACCAAUAUGAAUGACACGGAAAUGAUUUUAGUUGAAAGGAAUGAUUUGAGUGUCAUUAACUUAUUGUGCAAGGCUAAAGGGGUACCAAAACCAGAUGUUACGUGGUACAAGGAUGGUUCACCUUUAGAGUUAUCCAAGCAAUUCAGUAUGGCAGAUAAUAACGAGACAUUGACAAUACAUUAUCUAUUGCUUAGUGAUAGCGGAAAUUAUUCGUGUCUUGCUAAAAAUCGUUUCGGAGAGGCACGAAAAUCUAGACUGAAGAACCAUGAAAGCGCAAGCGUUCGUGUGCUUGAUAUAUUUUUGGUAUCAGGAUUGUCAGAAGAUGAAGUGGGCUGA
Molecule: messenger RNA, 2286 nt
Organism: Copidosoma floridanum
Lineage: Eukaryota; Metazoa; Arthropoda; Insecta; Hymenoptera; Encyrtidae
Product: vascular endothelial growth factor receptor 1
Biological process (GO): multicellular organism development; protein phosphorylation; cell surface receptor protein tyrosine kinase signaling pathway
Cellular component (GO): plasma membrane; signaling receptor complex
Molecular function (GO): ATP binding; transmembrane receptor protein tyrosine kinase activity
Source: RefSeq, a predicted model, not a curated record